Messenger RNA from Colletotrichum karsti, 1092 nucleotides. RefSeq lists its product as uncharacterized. The coding region runs from base 1 to 1092 and encodes 363 amino acids. Lineage: Eukaryota; Fungi; Ascomycota; Sordariomycetes; Glomerellales; Glomerellaceae. Gene Ontology annotation, molecular function: oxidoreductase activity. The record is from RefSeq and is a predicted model, not a curated record. The transcript has 5 exons.
AUGGCAAUUGACUUCGAGACUUUCGACGUUCCCGGAGCGCGGACCUACUUCGGGCACGUUUUACCAGUUGGUCUUCAAGUCAAACAGGAUAAGACCAGCAUCGACCCGCCGUCCGUUGCCGAGUCGGCUGAGGCUCUUCGGACACUAGGAGAAUCGGGUAAGCUUCAAGAGCUCCUUGACCGCCAUGGCGCGGUCCUGAUCAGAGGAGGUGGCCACCCCUCGGCGGAGACGUUCGCCAAGCUUGUUGGUGCGGCCGAGGAAGGUCGCGGCUCUACUCCCCAUGUGCAGAUCGGCUUGGCUGGGAAGAGAACGAUACUUGCGGACAACGUCUGGACCGCAAAUGAAGGAUCCCCGUUGACUCGAUUCUACCAACAUAACGAGUACUCAAGAUACACGAGAUUUCCAACCAACAUUCACUUCUAUUGCGUCAAGAAGGCAUCAAAAGGUGGCGCCACGCCGAUUGCCCACAGCGCCAAUGUCUUCGAGAAAGUCCAGGCCGAGAUUCCAGAACUAGUGGAUCAAGUACACAAGCGCGGACUGGGUAUGAAAAUGGUCUUUCGUGCGCCGGGAAAAGAGGCUCAGGUGAACUCGUUCAACUGGGCUGGUGAGCACAGCUUCGGCCAACAGCUACUUCCCGAAGACGAUGAAGCCACCACGAGACAGAAAGUUGAGAAGCAAGUCCGCAAAUUGACGGAUGAUUUCAAGUGGCAUCAAGACGGGACUCUUGAGUUGACUCAGCAUAUCCCAGGCAUCCGAAGGUUGCCACACAAUGGGAGACCCGUGUGGUUCAACGGUUUGGUGGGAAGGCAUGGCAUCACUCGAGAUAUCGGAGCUCUCGAUCCCCCUCAUAUCGGCCGAGAUGGAAUGACUUAUGUUCCAUGCGUCUAUGGAGAUGAAACUCCUAUCCCAAGGGAGCUGCUUGACAAGCUCAUCGAUGUCAUUGACAGAGAAGAAAUAAGCUUAACGCUCGAGGAGGGUGACUUAUUGCUAGUUGACAACUUCCAAGUUUCCCACGGUAGAGAACCUUGGGAAGGGGACAGGCAAAUUCUGGUUUCCAUGUGGGACACCUCUACUCCUAUUGGUGUAUAUUGA